UGGAAGUGGUCUCUUCAUCAACCAUCUCUCUUUGGCUUUGGCUCUGGCUCUGUCUCUCUUCACAGAGUUGGGGUUGGUUUCAUGAAGGCUUCCAUCGCCAUAGCCAGCUUGCUUGCCUGACUUACACCCACCCACACUACCCUUGUUGGGUCCCUUAUUUGGUCCUUUCUGACGCUUACCCAUAACGGUGUUUUGAUACAUUAGGGUUUUGGUUUCCCUGUGUUAAUCCCCCCCCCCCCCCCAUGAGGCUAGUGGAAUGUCGGUUUUGGGUCGGGGAUUUUCGACAGUUAAGCUGUUCGUUUGAAUCGAAGGGGGUUUGAAGAGUAUGAUAUUGUUACUUGAAGCCGGGGAUGGAGUUUGACAGCGGGGGAUUUUUUUUCUGUAUAUUUUGAGGCGUGAACCUUUUUAAUUUUUUUCUCAGAGGAAUUUGGUUGCAUUCGUUGGAUUGUUGGGAGCUAAGGCUCUUGCAAUGGUUCCAUUAUUUAGGGUUUUAGGUUUUGGGAAUGGAUUGGUGUUGGAGAGGAUUUGAGAGGAUUAAUUAGAUCCAUUUCUUGGUGGGGACGAGUUCGGAGCAGGCUUUGCGGAGAUAAAAUUGGGUGUCAAUUAGGGUAAGUGAAGGAGACGCGUUUUGUAGCUAUGGGGAAGAAUCAGGCAUACAAGGCGAUGCAGCGGGCCAAAAUGGGCACAAGUACUGCUGCCGGCGGUCCGGGCGAAGAGAUUGAUGAUGGCAUGAUGGACGGAUCUUUCCAUUCUCCAGAAUGGCAUGCUGCACGUCUGGCAUCUCUUCAGACUUCGCACACAGUUACGUGGGAAGAGUGGAAGCAGAAGCAGAAGGAGGAAGCCAAGAGACAAGAAGAACUUGAAGUUGAUGAGGCUAAGUUAAUGAGGGAAUAUCGAGCACAAUUGGAUGCUGAGCGAGCGAAGAAACUAGCACGAGGAUCAAACCAUGCCACCUUGCGGGAUAAAGUCUUAAAAAAGAGCAAGAGGGACAAAGAUAGGGACAAAGACAAGGACAAGCUUAAAAGUAUCAAGAAAAGAAAGAGGUCAUCUUCUAAGAAGCGUCGUGGUAGAAGCGACUCUGAGUCAUCAGCAGAUGGCUCUAGCAGUGACAAUGAUCGGCGAAAAGACCGAGAUCGACGAAAGAGCAGAAAGGAUAGAAAGGAGAGGAAGGAGAGGCACAGAUCACGAAGAAGACGAUCUGAGAGUACAACAGACAGUAGCAGCGGUAGUGAUGGUGAGGAGCUUCACAGGGGUUUGGGGAUUUGAAUGAUUGGUGAAUUUAGGAUGCUGUCGCACUAUCAAGUGGAAAUGAUUUUUCUAGCUCAGUAUUCGGGAGAAGUUCGUGGCGUAAUAAAUCAUAACUAUGUGAUCCUCGUAAUCUGAAGGAAGUUUCUGGGAAGGAAAUUGUCCCUUCCUAGCUUGUCCUGUGUGCAAGCGCAUUAAGGCGUUACAAACUGCUACUUCAUGAAAAAUAUAGUGGACACGCAUGUUGCCCUAAUUAUUUUUUAUUAGCAAAUUAUAGUGAUGGAGUCUGAUCCAACACCCGUUAUUGUGCGAGGGUCAGUAAGACGACAGGGUGUCUAUGAUCUUGAGUGAUUCUUUGCACAUCAUUAUAACCUGACAGAGUCACGAUCCUCAGUUCUCGGAAUGUAGUCAGCUGGGAAUCGUGAGGUAAUUCUAUUGCCUUUUUGGAGACAUUUCUGAACAACUCAAUCCCUGCAUUCUGGCAAGUGGCCUAGGAAUGAAAGUUGCUCAACAGGAACUCUUUUUAAUAUUAGAAAUAGUUUUAUUCAACAAAUGUGCACACAA
Physcomitrium patens is the source of this 1809-nucleotide messenger RNA. RefSeq lists its product as uncharacterized. The record is from RefSeq and is a predicted model, not a curated record. Lineage: Eukaryota; Viridiplantae; Streptophyta; Bryopsida; Funariales; Funariaceae.